AUGGUGUACACGGUGGUGUAUCAGACGGUGUACCGGUGGUCAAACAGUGUACACGGUGACCGCGGUGGGACGGUGUACACGGUGGUGUAUACGAUGACGGAUGGUGUACACAGUGGUGUACCGGACGGUGUACACGUUGGUAUACCGGUGGUUAAACUGUACACGGUGACGGUGGUUGGACGAUGUACACAGUGGUGUACCAGAUGGUGUACACGAUGA
Arabis nemorensis is the source of this 219-nucleotide messenger RNA. The record is from the annotation of a GenBank genome assembly. Lineage: Eukaryota; Viridiplantae; Streptophyta; Magnoliopsida; Brassicales; Brassicaceae.